UCUCUGUGGUGGUCGAAACGGGAGUACGGAGGGAUCGUGAAAAUGAGGAAAAAAAGACUAAAACGAUUAAAAUGCUAGUUGAAGGUGGAGAUCACACACUCCAACAUGUGACAUCUUACAUGUUGCGGGCUCCUCGUAUCAUGUCCUCCUCACAGUAUGGAACUCAGUGCAUAGGACACACACUGACAAGUCCUCAAGGAUAAGCUGAGCACACCUCACAAGAUCUCAUCAUGGAUAAGAAGGCAAUUGUGUUCCGUGUCAAUGACGGACAAGGCCCUGAUCUCCUCCACCAAGUGUUCCUCGAGAAGGGCUGGCUGGAGUAUGAGGAGACUUCCCAGGAUGAAUACGACUGGAAUAUCUGGUGGAGGACAUCCAGAUUCAGGGCCUGUGAUUACGAACAGCUGAUGCCAUGGCAACGGUUGAAUCACUAUCCCAAGUCCACAGGCAUUACGAAGAAGGAUUCUUUGGCAAGGAAUCUGAAACGUAUGAGAGGUGUGUAUGGAGCAGGUGUGUUCAAUUUUAGUCCGAUUGCUUUCAAUUUACCCAAUGACUACACCAGAUAUGUAGCAGAGUAUAGCAAACUGAAGCAGAAUGCUGAUCCAAAGACUCUUUUAUGGAUAUGCAAACCUGCUGACUUGUCCCGUGGAAGAGGAAUUUUUCUUUUCAGAGAACUGUCUGAAUUACAAUACGACUACAAUGCUGUAGUUCAGAGAUACAUCCCCAACCCUCUUCUUAUAUCAGGGUACAAAUUUGAUAUGAGGAUUUACGUUGCAGUUCCAUCCUUCCAUCCAUUGUCUGUGUAUAUAUACCAGGAAGGGAUUGUCAGAUUCAGUACGGAAAAGUUUGAUCUCAAUAACAUCAACAAUGUCUUUGAGCAUUUAACCAACACUUCUAUCAACAAGCACAGCCCGAGUUAUAGCACUGACAAAGAGAGGGUGGGACCAGGUUGCAAGUGGACCUUGAAUCAACUACGCUACUAUUUUCAUCAGAACAACAUCAAGGACGGGAAGAUGUGGAAGAGGAUUACCAACAUUGUAAUUCUAACACUCCUGACACAAGCGCCAAUGGUGUCCAAGGUUGACAACUGCUUCGAAAUGUAUGGUUUUGAUAUACUUAUUGAUGAAAACUUAAAACCCUGGCUUCUUGAGGUGAACUUCAGCCCAUCUCUGAGCUCAGAUUGUCAGGCAGACAUCCUUGUGAAGAAGCCAUUGCUACAUGACCUCAUGGACAUGAUGAACUUUAAAGAUUCUGACACUGAGCGUGGCGGUGAAGCGUUUCAUCGUCGCCAAAGUAGUAAAAGCCAUACAAGUCUCAUCUCUGACCGAAAUACUUCAGUGAGUAGAUUAAGCAGAGGAAGCAGUGUUCACAAGUUUCCUUCACUUCCAAACAGCAGUAGGAAGACUUCCGCAAAAGGUGAUCUUGACACCAAUGGUGACUACAACAGAAGUUCUGGUUUUAUGUGUAUGGCUGAUGGGGACGAAGAAGCCAGUAGACCAAUAUUUGGCCUCCCUUUGGUUCAACAUUUUGACGAUGAAGGGUAUCCUUCAGAUAAUGAUGAAAAUCUUGAUACAAAAUCACCUGAGACUUUGAAAAAGGGCAAAUCUGAUACUAGUCUUCCAAAGAGUUCUUCCAGUGUGUCGGAUUCCAGAACAAGAGAUGGCAGCACACAAGACCCUAGGUCAGCCAGGUCAGAUCAUGCUUCAGCCAAGAAAUCAGGAUACAAGCUACACAAGGUCCACAGUAAAGGUUCCUCUAUAUCAGACAGUGGAGUGUCCAGCUUUUCUGGAUGCAGUGAAAACUCAGACUUAAUGUCAAGACAAGGUCGGAACUCAAGAGAUAGCAUCCCACAAUUGUUUCUUCCAUCGGAUUCCACCUCUGAAACUACAGAGAUUCAAAAGAGUCCAACAAGGACAGCAUCUCUUCAAAGAAAACCAUCUGUGAAAAGGUAUGGAUAUGCAUUAAGUGUCAAGAAAAGCAACAGAAGUUCCUUUAAGAGUGUGUCUCAGUUGACGACAGUUACAAAAGUGGGACGUAAUGCCUUCAUUGGUACAGCGAACAAUUUUGAUGUUGGAAACCCACCUGAGACAGAUGAUGCAAGCCAAACAACCACCAGCUCUCCUACGCCCACAAAAUUCAGUGUUAGACGUAGAAGGUCACAGAUAUCUGUUUCAGACACAUCUCAAAUUCGCAAAAGUGUGACAGUAGGCAGGAAUAAUGUGCGGUCUCUCAAUUCAGGUCCUACAUCUACUUCACAGAAACAGUUCAAUGGAACAAGAAAGCCAGCCCUUCGCACUGGCAAAAAUCAUUUUGGCCUGACCAAGCCUCCGUUCCUAAAGGACCAAAGGAGGUUAUAGGAUUUUUACUUAGUGUUUCCUUUCAGUGACGUGACAAGGAAAGCCAGUGCCACCUCUCUGGAUGCUCGGUUGAUCAUUCGUGAGACUCAGAAGCUCCUCAAGGAGUCUUCAGGGAAAGCUGGAGGAGCUGCUAGUGAAGCACCUCAAAUAUGGGGUCCCUUGAAGAACUUGGAUGGUUCUUGAUGAUGGACUGAUGAUAGGGAUAACCUCCUCGUCUUGUUUGGCGCCUUGCUGCAGUUUUAUAGUGCCUUCAUCAUCGCUGGACCAGAAGUUUCAGCCAGAAGACUCGUCUGAUGCCACAUGGCGAAUGUGCCAUUAGUUUAACAAGGCCCAGAAGUAAUGCUGUGAUACUGAUGGACAGAAACAAGGCAACAUCUGGGAAGUGAAUUAUUUGACAAACAUUAUGUACAUGGCAUAUCCCGCUGAGUGAUCUCAGCACAUUGCCAAGUCUGUGAUAGAGAUUUAACCGUUGUUGUGCUAUAAUGACAAGGUCAAUCAUAAGCAGUGUACUGUAAUUUCUAAAACUGCACCUCAAUCUUGUUCUUUGAGCCCAGGCAUUUAUGUCUAACAGGGCAGUAAACUGCAAUUACUGUGUUCCUGUAUGUGUUUCCUUCAGUAUAUGUUUAUAUCAUGCUCCGGUAUAUUAUUCUUAUCUAUCUUGAAACCAUCUUCUGGAAAUAAGUAUCUGAAUCUGAGAGAAUGAUUUUUCAAUAUUAGUAUUUUUUAAACCACUGUAAGAUUUGCUAUUUUCAAACUGUUAAACUUUGAUUUUGUAUCGUGAAUCUGUAAAUAUAAUAUCCUGCAUUUAUAAUAAAAUAUACAGCAUUCAAAUUCACACUACAUCUAGAAAUAAUAAUGGCAUUUAUCAAGUGUUAUUAGUCCUACAGUCCUAUAGUGAUGCAGGCAAUGAGAUGUGUAGGACUAUCUUUUUCUUCAAUUUGUAGAUAAUAUUAUGUUAAUUAUUGAGAUAGGUUCAUGGAACGUGUAUUCAGAAUAAUUUCAGUUACUUUAUAAAAGUUUGAUGUCAUACACUGUACAGCAGCACUAAUUAGGAUGUUAUUCACAUUGAUCAAUACUUUUAUAAUCAU
Molecule: messenger RNA, 3442 nt
Organism: Haliotis rubra (blacklip abalone)
Lineage: Eukaryota; Metazoa; Mollusca; Gastropoda; Lepetellida; Haliotidae
Biological process (GO): protein polyglutamylation; microtubule cytoskeleton organization
Cellular component (GO): cilium
Molecular function (GO): tubulin-glutamic acid ligase activity; tubulin binding
Source: RefSeq, a predicted model, not a curated record